GAACAUCACUUCCCGCGUUCGGUUUGUGCUAUAGCCGACAAAAGGGUCAAGGCUGGGGCCAUGGCGGGUAGCGAUGGCAGGCCUUUGCUGCAGAUAGCGCCCAUGAUGGAAGUGACGUAUCGAGACUUUCGGUACUUUAUGCGACUCUUGACUCGGCGGGCUCAGCUUUGGACUGAGAUGGUGGUGGACGAUACCAUUCUCCACAACCUAGACACCGAAAAGUGUGACCGCUUCCUUGGUUAUGACAAGAAGGAGCAUCCUAUUGUUUGCCAGCUUGGGGGCAGUGAUCCAAGCAAGCUAGCGGCAGCUGCGGAAGUUGUGCAACGGUAUGGAUAUGAUGAAGUAAAUCUCAAUGUUGGGUGCCCCUCAUGCAGAGUUGCAACGAAAGGUGAGUUUGGCUGCUCUUUGAUGAAACGGCCAGAAGUUGUGCGGGAUGCCAUCCAUGCAAUGAGCCGUGUGGUGCAAAUUCCCGUCACAGUGAAGUGCCGCUUGGGAGUUGAUGAUUGCGACUCGCAAGAUUUCACCCGUGAGUUUAUUCAAACAGUGGCUCAAGGUGGUUGUAAGCACUUCAUCAUACACGCCCGCAAGGCUUGGCUGAAUGGCUUGUCGCCAGCACAAAACCGGACAAUCCCGCCCCUUCACUAUCCACGGAUUUUAGACCUUUGUGAACGUUUUCCUGACCUGAACUUCAGCAUCAAUGGAGGCAUCGCAGAUGUGGGCCAUGCUCGCGCCCUUUUGAACUUUCCUACUCAACGCUUGGAGGGUGAGAACUCAGAAUUGUAUUCAGCUGCUUGGGGUUGGUCUUCUGAGACCGGCCAGGCGUGUCCAGUUCCUCCCAACCUCCAAGGGGUAAUGAUUGGCCGUGGAGCUAUGAACACGCCAUGCAUGCUUUGGGAUGUGGAUCAUUCAAUGUACGGUGAAGAGAAGCCUGCACCAAUGACCCGCCGAAAGCUUCUUGAAAACUACCGACUCUACUUAGAGGAGGCACAUGGAGAUGGAUCAACAGUUGGCUCUACGCACUUGGCUUUGAAGCCAACACUUGGAAUGUUUGCGGGCCUUCGAGGGAACAAAGCGUUUCGUUGUACGGCUGACACGGCCAUGCGAAAGAAGAACGAAGAGGGUGCCGCGGCGAAUGUGUUGAAACUCGCCAUGGAGGCCGUAGAGGCAGCAAAUCCUGGCAUUUUGGACGAGGUCUUGCCUGCGACCACAGCUUUCCAAGUGGCCAGGCAGAAUGACACGCCACGAGGCCAAAAAAGAAAGCCGGCUCAACCAGAGGCCUCGGACAUGAUGACCUGCGCUGCUGAAACUGUCCCUGUCCAGAUGGCAGAUUCCUCUCCGCUGGUGACAGUCUCCACGCAGUAGCACCCCUAAAACUGCUAUGCAGUGUAGCUGCCUUGGCAAUGCCAAGGACAUCGCCACUCUGCUAUUCUGGGCUGUUUCGGUGGGAGGAGAUCUCCUGAAGUCCUACAACUACGAAUGCAGUUGCAAACUCAUGAUCUCAGUCUAACGGCUUUGUACAGAAUGUAUCGAUGCAAAUUUAGCAUCAACAUGCCCACACUGUGCAGUGAGCGAUCCGAGGGCAAACACGUUUGCACCCUUAUGCUGAGCA
Durusdinium trenchii is the source of this 1609-nucleotide messenger RNA. Lineage: Eukaryota; Dinophyceae; Suessiales; Symbiodiniaceae. The record is from the annotation of a GenBank genome assembly.